Perkinsus marinus ATCC 50983 is the source of this 435-nucleotide messenger RNA. RefSeq names its product Cytochrome b5, putative. Gene Ontology annotation, cellular component: intracellular membrane-bounded organelle; membrane. The transcript has 5 exons. Gene Ontology annotation, molecular function: heme binding. Bases 1 to 435 code for a protein of 144 amino acids. NCBI's taxonomy places the organism in Eukaryota, Perkinsozoa, Perkinsida, Perkinsidae. The record is from RefSeq and is a predicted model, not a curated record.
AUGUCUGAGGGUUACCAUAGUCCCACAGAUGCCAUCAGAAGUAGGGUGAUUACCAAGGCUGAGCUGGCCAAACACACCACUAAGCACGAUGCAUGGAUAUCCGUUCAUGGUCUAGUGCUCGAUGUGUCCAAGUUUAAAGAGGACCAUCCUGGUGGAGAAAGUAUUCUUAUGCGAAAUGCUGGUACUGACUGCACUGAAGAGUACGAUGAUGUUGAUCAUUCCGAUGAGGCCCGCAUGAGGUUGAUUCGUGAAGUUGCCAUAGGUGUUUUGGAAGGGAAAGAGGACACUCCAGGAAUACCACUGGAAAUCAAACUUGGUGAUUAUGCUGACAACAGCUGGAGCACGACUAAGAUGAUCCUCGUUACAGCUCUGGUCGCGGGCGUGGCCGUUGGAGUGAUGAACUUGUUGAAGAAGUCAAAGUUCAGAGCCGAUUGA